Messenger RNA from Sorghum bicolor (sorghum), 1843 nucleotides. Its product is annotated as FK506-binding protein 5. Gene Ontology annotation, molecular function: histone binding; DNA binding. Bases 233 to 1639 code for a protein of 468 amino acids. The transcript is spliced from 10 exons. Gene Ontology annotation, cellular component: nucleolus. The record is from RefSeq and is a predicted model, not a curated record. Gene Ontology annotation, biological process: nucleosome assembly; regulation of DNA-templated transcription. Lineage: Eukaryota; Viridiplantae; Streptophyta; Magnoliopsida; Poales; Poaceae.
UAUAUAUACCAGGAGGGCUCGCACCUCCGCCCACCUACGAUCGGCGAACAAACGAAGCCGCGCGCGGGCUCCUCCGUCUCGCUCGUCGUACGCUUGACGAUCGGCACUGCAUCGUCGACGUCGUAACAAGAUCGAUCUUUUGCACAGCGCGCCGGCAUUAAUUAUCUUGAUCUCGUGAUUCGAUCGUGAGGCAUUCUUUUGAAGGUAGUACUCUCGGUUGGAUUGUCAACAGAUGGCGAGCAAGUUCGACAAGGAAACCAAUGAGCAAUUCGUGGACGAAUAUUCUGACCAAGAUGAGGACGACCUAGGUGACUUCAUUGUGUAUAGCGACGAUGACGAGGAGUCAUUGAAGCACAAGCAGCACCAACAACAGGAGUUCGAUGAUGAGCACCAGGAGGAGUUAGAGGAUGAGGUGGAAGAGGAAGUGGAAGAAGAGCAAGAGGUUGAGGAGGAGGAAGAGGAGGCACCAGUUGGGCAGCAAGAGAUCCUUAGCCUGAGGGAGCAGUUAAAGGAGGAAAUCAGGAGGAAGAACGCGGCAAUGGCUGCCGGCGCUCGCAAACCUAAUUUACCAUCAUCAUCCAAAAACCAUUCGAUGCCACCCAUCAGGGACGGAUAUGGCACCUUCUUUGGGCCAUCAAAGCCGGUGCUUGCUCGCCGAGUAAUUGAAGAAGGGUGUUCAACGAUCAUGAAAGAUCUACAGAAUGUACCGUCCAAAAAAGAUGUUUCCUUGGCUUCGAAGAUGCGACCAGGCACAGUUGAGAAAAUGCAGAAACUAAAGUUUGUUAGUGAGGAGAAGAGAAAGGUUGAUACACUUAGAAAGAAUCGAGAUUACUCAUGUCUGUUCUCAGAUGAUGCUGAUACUCAACCCCCUACUAAAGAUCAUCCUGAGACUAGUAGGGCCCCUCUUCUUGUUCCCAAAUCUGAGACUCAAGAUGCUGGGCCGGUGAAUUCUGCCAGGAAAAGCAGAGUGUUCACAGGUCAACCAGCCACAUUAUCAUCAACAGACCAUGGAUUGAAGAAGAGUUCUGGGUCUCUGGGAAAGAAGGCUCAUGCAGAAAGAAAAGGCACUAUAGCUGCUGGUAGACACGGGUCCAACCUGCCUAACUUGAAGAAGAAAUCCCCAGGGCUGCUAUCACCCUCGAAAGGCCAAGGGGUGCAGCCGUCACUCCAUAACAAGAGGCUACAGGCACCGAUUCCUGGCCAGAAGCUGCGGCAGCAAUCGCAGAGUCAGAGGCCGCAAGGCAAUGGCCGUCAGCCACCGUUGCAGCAAGGUCGAAGUCUACAAGGUCAGCUUAUUGGACAGAAUAGAUCGGCUCCGCAAAAUGGGAGACUGAAAUCAUCACAAAAACAGCUCAUUCCUUCCUCAAAAUUCAAGGCAUCAUCUCAUGGAAUAGAAAAGUGUACAAUAAAAAGAAGGAAAUCCAAUGAUGACAGACAAACAAUGCAUAACUAUGACGAAUUUGCUGUCAGCGAUGAAGAUGAGAGUGACAUGGAAGCAGAUUUUGCCAGCAUACAAAGAGAAGAGAGAAGAAGUGCGGCACUUGCAAGGAAAGAGGACCAGGAGCAGCUCCUGUUGAUCAAGGAAGAAGAGAGGCGCGAGCGUGCGGCGAAGAGGAAAAGGGCAGCACAAAAGGAAUAGCAAGCGGUCAGGGCAGAAACAGCCUUCCAAGUGUGACAGUAGGAGUUAGUUAGAAGCGGCCAGUUCUUGAAAUCCUGUAUUAUACGGGGAACAGGGUGGCCAAGGGGUUUUGUAGGUUAUUGAUACGGUAAUCUAUCAUCAUGUAGUUUAUUUACCUUUUCUCUGUGGAAGGAAAAUCUACGUAUGCAGGCAUGCAACAAGUAA